Prunus persica (peach) is the source of this 456-nucleotide messenger RNA. RefSeq lists its product as uncharacterized. The record is from RefSeq and is a predicted model, not a curated record. The transcript has a single exon. NCBI's taxonomy places the organism in Eukaryota, Viridiplantae, Streptophyta, Magnoliopsida, Rosales, Rosaceae. The coding region runs from base 1 to 456 and encodes 151 amino acids.
AUGUUGAGCUCUUUCCUUUCUUUUUUCAGUAGGAUCAAAACAGUAGAUGCCAUGCUAGAACUUGAGAAACCCGACGUAAAAAAUUUUAUAUACAGAGAUGAGUUAAGUAAGAAGCCAUUUUCAAAGAAGCAAAAGAUGAAUGGCAGUACUUGCUUUGAAAGUUCAGAGUCACUGAUCAAGAGGGAAUUGGAAGAUGGGAAACUUUGUGGGGGGAGAUCAAGCUAUGGCAGUGCAGCUGAGGAGAAAGGAGAAGUGAUCAGAGUAAAGAUUAAGAUGACGAAGCAAGAAGCGGCACAAAUGCUUUCCAAGUGCAAAGAUGGAGGAGUUCUCGAAUUCAAGGAUGUAACUUGUGCGCUUGCGCAGAUUCCAACGAGUCGUGUUCGUAUUGACCCGUCACCAGCCACUUGCUGUGGUGCUGUUCCAGCAGUUCUGAAGACCAUCCCUGAAGAAUACUGA